Molecule: messenger RNA, 555 nt
Organism: Rhipicephalus sanguineus (brown dog tick)
Lineage: Eukaryota; Metazoa; Arthropoda; Arachnida; Ixodida; Ixodidae
Product: ubiquitin-conjugating enzyme E2 Z-like
Exons: 1
Coding region: 1-555 (184 amino acids)
Biological process (GO): negative regulation of apoptotic process
Cellular component (GO): nucleus
Molecular function (GO): cysteine-type endopeptidase inhibitor activity; ubiquitin conjugating enzyme activity
Source: RefSeq, a predicted model, not a curated record
AUGGCACCUCCGAAGGUUCGUUUUACAACGUCGGGCGGAGGCGCCUCUCUUCAUCCGUGCUUCUACACGAACGGGACCGUGUCCUUGAGCAUUUCGGGAACGUACGCUGGUCCCCAGUGGUCAUCUACUCAGACUUUGAGCAGCCUGCUACUGUCCAUUCAGUCACUGUUGACGGAACAGCUCUAUUAUGAACAGCCAUUCAAGAGGCACACCAACAAGCAAGAUGACCGAAAGGAAGCAGAGGACUACAACACGUUCGUCAGGUAUGAGGUUAUCAAAGAAUCAGUUUGCGGCACUGUGGAACGCCGCCUUCAGGACAAUUCCUCGUACCCGCCGGCUCUUCAGCGCAAAGUGUUGAAGCUCUUCUUGGAAAACUAUGCCAAUUACGAACGGUGUGUGAACCAGGACAACAACCUCUCCGGCACCCCAAUAAAGAAUCCCUUUAGCGGUGGUCUUGGAAUGUACGACCAUGAAGCACUCGCAGGCCGACUGAGGAAUCUCAAGACAAAUGUAGAGACGAGGAUACAGUCCAAUGAUCUAGGGGCCGUCUUUUGA